Molecule: messenger RNA, 2708 nt
Organism: Biomphalaria glabrata
Lineage: Eukaryota; Metazoa; Mollusca; Gastropoda; Planorbidae
Product: golgin subfamily A member 7-like
Exons: 5
Coding region: 193-597 (134 amino acids)
Biological process (GO): protein targeting to membrane; peptidyl-L-cysteine S-palmitoylation
Cellular component (GO): palmitoyltransferase complex
Source: RefSeq, a predicted model, not a curated record
UUGAAGUGGUAACCAAUCAUAUUAUUAUAAUUUUCAAGAUGGCGACGUAAACGACUGAAGAAUAACGAAAACUGAAAAAUAUUCAAGACCCUCGAUCUAGAUCUAGAUCUAUCAGUAAAUCGGUGUUUUAAGGGAAGAAAAGAAUUGAAGCCUUGAUUUAAAUAAUCAAAUACAAGCAUUCAUUUUAUCAAAAUGGAUCAACAGCGCUCUCCACACACCAAAGUUUUUAUACAAAGGGAUUUUUCUGAUGGUAUUCCAGUAAAAUUUCAGACCCGCUAUCCACCAGAACUGGAAGGAAGGGUUGAUCGAGCAACUUAUGAAAGAACUAUCAAUACAAUCAAUGAAAUGUUUGCUGAUGCAGAAAGUCUUGGAUCCCGAACAUACUGUGAAAGCUGCUUCGCAUGCUUGACUGGAUAUAUAGCAUUGUUAUGUAUGGAUACAUAUUAUGAAAAGACUCUUAAAAAAGUAAGAAUUUAUCUAGAGGAACAAAACCAAACCAUCUACAUGUCUAGAGGUGUGAUGCUUAUAGAUCCAGCUGAACGUGGACUUAGAAUUCUGGAAAUUGAUAUCUCAAGUAUGGACACCCCUCAACGAUGAUAUAGAAUUUGACUGCAGGCCAACUAUCAAGUCUUUAAUCACAGAUUAUUUGAUAUGUAAUAUACAUUAAAAAAAAAACAAUAUGUGAAAACUUAAAUAUUUGUAAAAAAAAUGUGAUUUUAAUGCUUUAAACCUUGAGACCAAUGUCUGGCAUUAUAAUGUAAAAGUAAGCAAGGAAGUUGAAAUAGUCACUGCUUGAAAAGCAUUCACUUUCUACACAAAUAAAUAUUUUAUGAAACUUAAGAAUUUAACAAAACAUUUUUUUCUUUGUAUGGUAUUGUUUAUAUUCACUUCAGAUUUUCUAAGUAUCCUUCAUAUUUUCAUCUAGAUGUUUUAGCAAGAUGAUGUGUGAGUAAAGGAGAAUGUAGUAGAGCUAGGGAGAGUGGAAAAAAUACAAAGUUGGUCAAUUCUAGGAAAUGAAGAAAAUGGUAGCUCUGAAAAAAAAUUGGGGAAGGCAGGAGAUGGCUUGCCAAAUUGGAUUUUCACAGACGUGUAUAUUAAUUUAUUUUAGCUAUAAGCGAUUGUUGAUACUUGAUGUUUUCUCUUUUAAUUGUCAUAAACUGUUAACAUCAUUGUUGCUCACUGUGUGGUUCUUCAUUUUUUUGGGGGGUUUUGUUUACAUUUUGCUAAGCUUGGCUUGUUCUCCCCCCUUCCAUUUGAUAUAUAUUUUAUUUUAUAAGCCACAAUUAUUUUUAAUCAACACUCUAUACAUGAGCAUUUAAAACAUUUCAGACUGCCCUAUUUGGUCUUCUAUAUUAUUUUGUAUGAAAAAAAAAAGUAAUACUAGCUCAUCAUAUUUUUUUUUCUUCUGUUGCCAUAAAGUUAUCAUCACUUAAUUCUUUAAAAAAUAUUUUGAUGUCAUAUUGAUCAGUGUAAUGUUGUGUAGUAGUUGAUUCCCUGUAGAUAACCACCUUUAAUUAAUAGAUUUGAUUUGUAUUUUGCAGUAUCUUUUUUUUUUAAUACAUUUUUUUUUUACAAUUGUGAUGAGAUCUGCGGAUUUGAAAAAAUAUUUACACAUUUUAAACCAUGAAGUAAAAUUAAUUUAAUUUGUAUUCUACAAUUUUGUUUUAUUUCCUUAGAAAAAAUAUUAUUAAUUUAGUUAUUGUUAAUGUUUUCCAUAGUCUUAGUCAUAAUUAAUAUUUUAAAUGGAAAAUAUUAAAUUGCAUUUUUUAUAAAGAGUACACAAAUGGUCAUGAUUAGAAAAUAAGCGAAUAAAAUUGUCACAAGUUAGCCAUGAAAUUAAUUUUGUUAUUGAUCUUGGAAAACAAUUUAUGUAUAUAUUAACUAUGUUUAAUUCUACAUGUCAGCAUUUAUAUCAUGUACAUUUCCUUAUAUCAUUGACAUCAUACAUGGGCCUAAAGAGUUAUUGAAUUCAAUGCAAGCUUAUUUAGUGAAAAUGGUUUACUCUGUCCAGAGAUAAGAAAUCUAUUUUUUAAACUUGAAGUUGACAUUUGUAUUGAUUAGCUGAAACCAUACUUUUAUAGCUUAAAUACUGAAACAAAUCUUUAUUUCAAGUGAAUUUCAUUUCUUCUUGUAAAACCCAAACCUUGUUGUUAGAAACAAUGUUGUCUCUGUACAUGUGACCUUCAGUGGUGAUAAGAUAGAAUUGUGUAUACACUUAUAGUUCGGUUACCAAGAGCUGUUUUUUUUUUUUAAUAUGGAAUGUGAUAGGCCAAUGAUUGACAUGGUUUGCAAAUAGUGGUGUGGCUUCUUCAGAUUAGCACCACAAUUUUGUUUCAAAUGGACUUCUAUAAAAUCUGACAGCAGAGCCCUCUUGGGAAAAACUAAAUUUAUACAUAACACUGUGAAUGGGAAAAAAAAAAAAAAAAGCUUGGUAACCUCUGUGAUAAGUUCAAUCUCUAUUCGCUGUGUUUUCCAUUGGAAACUGAAAACUUUAAUCUUUAGUGCCAUGCACCUUUUGACUUAUAAUUCUAUCUACCUCAUCUUACUAUAAGUUUGCAUUGUUUUAUAAUCAAUUCACCAGGCUUCUGUAUGCUUUCAUCCAUUUGAUGUUUAUUGAUUAUUACUUAAUAUAUAAAUAUGCUUGAGUUAAGUAGUACUUGUUUUGUAAUAAAUGUUUUAUAAAUAAACACUUUGUUUUUACUUUUUAA